AUAUUGAUCUAUACACGUUUAUUUUGGUGUUUUUUGUUAUUUAUUUUCUUUCCAGAAAAUUUUGAUUUUGAUUGACGUGCUGAUUAAUUCACUUCUGCGUCUCAAUUUCCACCGCUCUGUAUGUCCGCGCCUAAAAAUCUUCGUCAUGUUGGCGAAAUGACAACUUAUUUCGAAAAAACAAGCGACCAUUUGCUUCGUGUGCGAACAACUUUUGAGAAACUGUAUGAUGGCAUUGUCAAAUUCGACAUAUUCACUUCAGUGUUGCCAUAUCUCAAAACUUGAUUAGCAAACCUCGCAAGGGGAAGAAAUUGCAGACCACGUCGUUGAUGAAUGCCCAGCACUCACACUCACAGUUUGCACAAAAGUUUCAAGCCAAGACAUCGGCUUCUGGUAGUUUUGAAUGAGGCGUCAGUUAAACUAUGUACUGAACUGCCCUUGACCUUUCAUUAACCCAACUAUACACUUUAUUAGAAAACCAGACGAGAUAAAAAUUGGAAAUUAUAAAAUUAUCUAUUGCCAUAUAUGUUCAAAUUACGAGGGCCGUUUUUUUACAACCUCCGAUCGCUCCGUACGCUACACGGGCAUGCGCUGUAGGCACACUACGCCAUUGUUGACACUCAGGCGUCAGUCGGCGUUGUGCUACAGCCACGUAAACAUGUCCGCCAUUAAUGAUGCUUCUGCCAAGUGUGAUUCGUUUUUGACAGGCUGAAGGCCGUAGUGCUGCAGAAAUCUAUUGGAGAAUGAGUCGGGUGUCUAUGGGGAAAACUUCAUGAGUGAUGGUUGUUGUACGUGUGUGUAUCGAAAAGUAACUUACUAAAAAAAGAAAGGAAAAAUGAGUGUACUGAUUCCGAUGUUGAUUACGUUAAUCGUUGUUGCAAUAGUUUACCAAUGGAUGAAGAAAAGAGAAAAAGAAUUGACGAAAUGGAUACCCGAAGUGCCGCAGAAUCCAAUUUUCGGCAAUCUGUUAGAAGUUGCGAAUCCAACAGAUAUUUUAGAAGCGUAUACAAGAUAUUUAAAUGAUCAUAAUGGUCUUUGUGCCAUCAAUAUAAUUAUUAAAAAUUUUGUACUGGUUUCUGAUCCAAAAUUUUUGGAAUUCGUCUUGGGAAAAUGGGAUAUACUCAAAAAAACUGAUGAAUACGAUUUUUUGAGUAACUGGUUGGGUUCCGGUCUGCUAAUAGCGAAAGAACCGAUCUGGAGGAAAAGAAGGAAAAUGUUGACGCCAUCUUUUCAUUUUUCUAACUUGGAGAAUUUUAUAAAUAUUAUAGAAAAAUGUGGUGAUACUUUGAUAGAGUUGUUGGAAAAAGAAACUCUCGAGGAGACAGUGGAUAUUAGCAAAUAUACGACAAACUGCACUUUGGACAUUAUAUGCGAAGCUGCUAUGGGGGUGUCAAUCAACGCUCAGAUAAAUCCCAAUUCGGAAUACGUCAAAGCGGUACAUGCGAAAUGUACAUUUUUAAUAGAAAGGACCUAUUCAAUUUUCAAAAGAUACGAUAUCUUAUAUAGACUUACGCCGACUUACUAUUUCGAAAAGAGCUGUGAUGAAAUUUUACAUAAUCACACUAUGCGUGUCAUAAAUUCCAGGAAGGAGAGAUUAGAAAGGGAAAAAGACAAAAAUGUAAAUAGUAACGACAACGAAGAUGUAGGUUUAAAGAAAAGAAAAGUGUUUCUCGAUAUGUUGUUGGAAUAUUCUGAUAAUGGACAAAACUUGACCGAUCAGGAUAUCAGAGAAGAAGUUGAUACUUUUAUGUUUGCAGGACAUGAUACGACUGCAACUGCGUUAAGUUUUUCUUUGUAUUGUUUAUCUCUCAACAAAGAUGUCCAGGACAAAGUAGUCGAGGAACAGAAACGAAUUUUUGGUAACGAUAAAGAUAAAACAAUUACAAAUAGAGACUUGCUUGAUAUGACCUACUUAGAUUUGGUAUUAAAAGAAUGUUUAAGAUUGUAUCCGUCUGUGCCUUAUAUUGGUCGUAAAACUGAUAAAGAUUUGACGUACAAAGAUGGAAAAGUUAUACCGGCUGGUACAUCGAUUCUUUUAGUUAUAUAUUCUCUACACAGAAACCCAAAGUAUUUUCCCGAUCCGGAAAAGUUCGACCCUAGUCGAUUCGAGGAUACUACCCAUAUUCCUGUAUAUGGGUAUCUUCCUUUUAGUGCUGGACCCAGAAAUUGUAUCGGACAAAGAUUUGCUUGGAAUGUAAUGAAAUCCGUAAUUUCUAAAGUACUAAGAAAUUAUGAAGUUUUACCUUGCGGACAUCCAUUGAAAUUGUCUGCGGUAGCAGUACUCAGAUCCGAAAAUGGUAUUGGAGUUAAGUUGAGGAAAAGAAACUGGGAUGAAAUACCUUUAUAACCAAGAUUAUUAUUAUUAUUAUUAUUACUUAUAACUCCUGAAAUAUACUAUAUAUAAUACAAAAAUUAAAAGGGGAAAAAGAUUUAACUAGAAAAUAGAAAAGCGUCCUGUCCAUUGACAGACGUUGCAAUAUCCUGAGGUAGAUGAUGAAAAAACACGAUUACUCAAAAAAUGUUGCGACAAUUUCCAUCUGUGUCCUCGAAGCCGAUUACCAGUGUCCACGUUAAAUAUGUUUCUUAACUUAUCAUAAUUGGAAUUUAAAACGCGAUAGGUGAUUAUCGUAUCCUCACGAAGACGACGUUGUUCAAAUGUCGGUAAAUCCAUUAUGUUUAGUCUUUCUGUAUGACUAGGUCUUGUACUACGCCCGGUUGAUCGACGCUGAACUUUUUCGAGAAGAUCUUUGUCCCGCACUAGUUCCGGACACCACAAUAUUCCAUAAUUGGGCGAAUAUAUUGUUUAUAACCAAGACGUUAUUAAAUUUUUUAUAUCUUUUUAUACAUAUUGAAUAAAGUUGGUAUUUGGAAUAAAA
Diorhabda carinulata is the source of this 2873-nucleotide messenger RNA. RefSeq names its product cytochrome P450 4d8-like. The coding region runs from base 833 to 2344 and encodes 503 amino acids. Gene Ontology annotation, molecular function: iron ion binding; monooxygenase activity; oxidoreductase activity, acting on paired donors, with incorporation or reduction of molecular oxygen. The transcript has 9 exons. Lineage: Eukaryota; Metazoa; Arthropoda; Insecta; Coleoptera; Chrysomelidae. The record is from RefSeq and is a predicted model, not a curated record.